UAUAAAAGGAGUGGGGGGUGGUGGCACGUGGCUUAUUAUAUUUUCUGAGUUCCAGCCAAAGGGUUCUUGCAUCUUGAACCGGUGCGACUAACGCCGGGAAGAGCCUGCGGCAGCGAAACAUCGUCGGUUGUUGCUAGCGGCGACGGAGAGGACGACGACGACGUUGAGGAGGAGGAGGAAGCGUCGAGCGAGCGAGCGAUGAAGGAGGAGAUCGGGGCGGCCGUGUGCCUCAUGAGCCGCCUGGUGGGGCGCAGCGAGCGGCUGGCGUACGGGGACGCCGAGCGGUUUGGGCGGGCGCUGGGCGCACGGCUCGCCCAGCGCUUCCACGACCACUGGUACCCCGAGAGGCCGAGCCGAGGGCAAGCUUACAGGUGCAUCCGCGUGAACGCGACGCAGCGGGCCGACCCGGUGCUGGUGGCGGCGUGCCGGGACAGCGGCCUGCGGCUCGUGGACCUGUGCCUCCCGCGGGAGCUCACGCUGUGGGUGGACCCCUGCGAGGUGUGCUGUAGGUACGGCGAGAAGAACCACGCCUUCACGGUGGCACGCUUCGACACGGCGGCCGACCGCGACGACGCUGCGCGAGCGAUGGCCUCCCUGGGCCACGGCGACAAGCCGGAGGACGAGGCCCUCCGCACCGACUCGGCCAUCUCCUCGCUCUGGCCGCCGCUGUCGUCGUCGUCGUCGUCUUCGUCGUCGACGUCGUCUUCCACGCCGUCGUCGGACGAGGAGGAGGAGGGGGGGGUCGCCGCGGCGGGGCAGUCGCGCCGCCCGUGGCCGGCGACGGCGAUGACGAGCGGUGGCACCAUGGCGAGGUACGCCGUGCCGGUGACGCUCGCCGCGGCCGCCCCGCACGGCGUCGCUACGCUGGCGCCGACCUCCGUUCAUUUCCAGCACCCCGCGGCAACGAUGGCGCACUACCAGGUCGCCGAGCUGGUCUACCACCCGCUGUACAUGUGGCCCGCGCACCCCGCGUCCUACCCGGCGCGGCGGAGGCGUGCGCCCCCCAUCAUGAGGGCUGGUGCCAGGGUGGCGGGGGCCGGCGGCCCUGCUGCUGCUGCGACUGCCGGCGCCUUGCCGACGACCCUGUCGCCGCACUCCGGCCACUUCCUGGGCCCUUCUUUCAUCGCCAACGCGACGUCGCCCUCCGACGGCAAGAUGAGGAGAGGUCCCAACCGCGCCGCCAUCACCGCCGCCACCACCACUCCACCGCCAGGCUUCGGCCUGCACCGUAGCACGGCUAUAGGGGGGCGGCAGCAGCAGCAGCGGGUCGUGUCGGUGGCCAUGUGAUGCAACCGAUCGAUUUAUUUUUUUCAUUCACGGGGCGGGAUUUGUGUUUUUUUUUUUAUAUCUCACACGUCGCCUUAUCGGUUUUUGGAGUCGUCACUGCCCGAUGAUUCAAAUCGGGCUUUAUCGAAUCGAUGAUUUAGAGGAUAUAUUUUUUAUUGUCCCUCGCACAGUUUUGUAAACAUACGACGGUAAACUCCCCCCCCCCCCCCCCAAACCCCCGGUGCUUGCCAAACGCUGCCCCGUGACGCCGCGAUUGGCGGCCUGUUUGUUUGUUUUUUUGCCAAACGACGACAGCAGAGAACGCAAGAGGGUCGGAUUCGGGAUGAAGGUUGACCGCCGCCGCCGAUUGUCUAAAAGGGCGGCGUCGGUCAACGAUCGCUUUUUGUCUCGGCCGCAGCAGUUCAACAGUGCCGUUUUCUGUGGUCGGCAAAAUUCGAAUAUUUUCGUGUUUGUUUUUUUUUAAAGCUAAAAUGUAAUCUUCAAUUUCGAUUUAAAGCUUUCGUGACUGCAGGGAUUCGUCUUCUGGGUUCUUUCGGUAAAGUCACGUAGGAUGGAAAUAAUAAAAUAACAAAAAUAUGUUUUAUUUUUAUUAUUUCCAUCCUACGUGACUUUACCGAAAGAACCAAGAAGAUGUAAUCUUCAAGUUUGUUAAUGCCCUCGUUGGCACGAUCGCUCUCUCGAGCCCUCUCCCCACCAACCCGCCCGCUUGCUGCAACUCUCCACACGGGGGAGCCGCGAUGUUUCUGACCUGAAGCCACGGCCGCUGCUGCUACGCUCCGACCGCCGGCCCCGGGAACGCAGCGACGAGUCACCACGGACUUUGGCCGAAGUUAGUUUCGCUGUUUUCUUGGUUCUUUCGGUAAAGUCACGUAGAAGGGAAAUAAUAAAAAUAAAA
Lethenteron reissneri (Far Eastern brook lamprey) is the source of this 2182-nucleotide messenger RNA. RefSeq names its product protein BTG3-like. The record is from RefSeq and is a predicted model, not a curated record. Gene Ontology annotation, cellular component: cytoplasm; nucleus. Lineage: Eukaryota; Metazoa; Chordata; Hyperoartia; Petromyzontiformes; Petromyzontidae.